AUGACUAGCGAGACGGUAAAUAUCACCGACUUGUCCAUCCCACAGCUACAAGAAUUAGCUAAGCAGUAUGAUCAGAAUAUAAGGCUUUUCACUGCCUCCAUACAACAGUUAAAAACCCUUCAAAAACAGUUUGCUUCAUCCAAAAAUUGUUUGAAUGAUUUUUUGCCAGCUAGCCAGAAUGGAGAUAUUCUGGUGCCCCUCACGUCUACUCUGUGUGUACCGGGCAAGCUUACCGAUACAGAGCAUGUUAUAGUUGACAUUGGCACAGGUUACUUCUCGGAAAUGACGAUCGACCAGGCCGAAAAACAUUUCACAAGAAGAAUUGAAUACAUAAAUAAACACAUUCAAGAUAUAGCUGCUGUAUUGGAGGAGAAGACACAGGCCCAUCGUGUUAUUGCAACUACAUUGGAAUCGAAAGUUCAGGAAUUUAUACGUUCCAGGGCUGCCGCCACUGGGACUGGUUCCUAA
Molecule: messenger RNA, 468 nt
Organism: Echinostoma caproni
Lineage: Eukaryota; Metazoa; Platyhelminthes; Trematoda; Plagiorchiida; Echinostomatidae
Source: the annotation of a GenBank genome assembly